This is a messenger RNA of Phoenix dactylifera (date palm), 944 nucleotides long. RefSeq names its product co-chaperone protein p23-1-like. The record is from RefSeq and is a predicted model, not a curated record. Gene Ontology annotation, biological process: protein folding; chaperone-mediated protein complex assembly. NCBI's taxonomy places the organism in Eukaryota, Viridiplantae, Streptophyta, Magnoliopsida, Arecales, Arecaceae. Gene Ontology annotation, cellular component: cytosol; nucleus. Gene Ontology annotation, molecular function: protein-folding chaperone binding; Hsp90 protein binding.
AGACUCGUACGGAGGGCUUUUCCACUCCCUCCCCUCCUCCUCUCGUAUAUUCGCGAGGUCUCUCACCGUGCUCUCCACUCCAUAGCAGAGUUUAAUCCCAAAAGCCCCAUAACUGCCCUUCUCCUUCCCUCUCUGCUCUCUUGUAAUCCAAAACCAUUGCAAAAAUGAGCCGACAUCCAACUACAAAGUGGGCCCAAAGAUCCGACAAGGUGUAUAUCACCAUUGAACUACCAGAUGCAAAGGAUGUGAAACUGAAUUUGCAACCAGAUGGACACUUUUAUUUCUCUGCAGCUAGCGGAGCAGAUAAUGUACCAUAUGAGAUUGACUUUGAAUUAUUUGACAAGGUUAAUGUGGAGGAGAGCAAAGCUUCUGUUGGAUUGAGGACCAUAUGCUACCUUGUGAAGAAAGCCGAGAAGAAAUGGUGGAGUAGGCUACUGAAGAAGGAGGGGAAGCCUCCAGUGUUUUUGAAGGUUGAUUGGGACAAAUGGAUUGAUGAAGAUGAUGAUACGGAAAAUAGAUUCGGAGAUAUGGACUUUGGUGAUAUGGACUUCUCGAAUUUGGACAUGGGUGGUGCUGACGAUGAGCUUGAUGAUGCUGCUGCUGAUGCCAUUGACAAGGAGGGAGAUGAUGAAAUGGAAGAGUCCAAGGCAGAAGGAAGCAAGGCGGAGGAAGCCUUGGCUGCAGCUACUAGCGAAUCUGAGGCAAAAGCAUGAGGCUUUCCAGCAGCUUGAGAUUCCGUUUAAAGUCCUGUGGGAAACUUUGACAUAUAUGCUAACAUUGUGUUUUUGUUGAUUCGGGUGUAUGUGGGAGGCCGAACCCUCCCUAUGGAGAUACCAGAUUUCCUGUUUCUUUUUUUAGCUUUCUUUCGAGAUAUUAGCAAUGGUUCUGUUUGGAGCGAUAUCAGACUUAACAAAGUUUUAGUAUACGGAUACACUCUUCUUAUA